Messenger RNA from Bombyx mandarina (wild silkworm), 656 nucleotides. Its product is annotated as putative nuclease HARBI1. Lineage: Eukaryota; Metazoa; Arthropoda; Insecta; Lepidoptera; Bombycidae. The record is from RefSeq and is a predicted model, not a curated record.
AAUAUUGCCAAAAUUGGAUACUUUUCAUAAUAUAAAGUGUGUUUAAAUAGCUCGACAAUGUUCCAUGUGUAGCCAUAACACGACACUGGCAGAAAUAGCUGAAAGUAUCGGCAGAUUGUUUCAUGUGGUAUGAUUAUUUUUCAGAUUGCUUGUGGCGACUUGCACAAAAUUUCUCAAUCCGUAGUAUCAAAAACGGGUUUCCAGGUGUAAUUGGAUGUAUUGAUUGCACACACAUUCCAAUAAAAAAUCCAUCCAGAACAAGGGGAGAAAUCCUUCGUAAUAGAAAAGGCUGGUUUUCUAUCAAUGUCCAAAUAGUAUGUGGAUUGCAAAUGGAAAUAUAUGACAUUGUUGUGCGAUCGCCUGGAUCUGUGUAUGAUUCGCGCAUAUUUAGCAACAGCAGAUGCUGUUUGAGAUUUGAAGAAGGCGAUUUGGUUGGCAUUCUUGUCGGAGACAGCGGUUAUGCGCAGACUGGCUUUACCCCUGUACUGAAUCCUCAAACAGACCCAGAACACAGAUACAGUCGAGCACGUGUGUUGACAAGAAACGUUAUUGAUCGUGUAAAUGGUGUAUUCUUUAAGAGACUUUUGUACAGUACACAAAAAUUCAUGCAAUAUUAUAGUCUCUCUCUUGUGCUGUCCUACACAACAUUUGUUUAA